Messenger RNA from Alternaria arborescens, 1614 nucleotides. RefSeq lists its product as hypothetical. Bases 1 to 1614 code for a protein of 537 amino acids. The record is from RefSeq and is a predicted model, not a curated record. NCBI's taxonomy places the organism in Eukaryota, Fungi, Ascomycota, Dothideomycetes, Pleosporales, Pleosporaceae. The transcript has a single exon.
AUGCAGUUUGCAGCACGGCUUCCAAAGGUGGGAUACAUCUGGAUUGAUAGCCUGUGCAUCAAGCAAGGCGAUGAAGCGGAUUGGUUGGAGCAGUCUGCCAGCAUGGACAGGGUGUACAACAAUGCCUUCUUGAAUCUCUCUGCUACUGCUGCAGAAAACAGUGAGCAGGGCCUCUUCUCCGAACGUGCACCUGAAAUCUUGGUUGAAGACGAAGUCAUGCUCAACAUUGCUGGUCUUCCUGGUUUCUGGAGCCCUUCGCAAAGCUUUUCGUCGCAUUCACAGGAGGCCGGGGGAGCCAUGCUACAGACUGAUCUGUCAGAUAUGGGUGCUACUAAAGAUGCCAAGGGAAAGGCUUUACGACGGUGCACAGUCUUGGACCUUUCUUUUUGGGAGAAGCGGGUGGAUGAAGCGCCUGUCAACAAGAGAGGAUGGGUGCUUCAGGAGCGUCUCAUGGCUCCUAGAGUGUUACAUUUCUGCCAAGGUCAGGUGGCCUGGGAGUGUUGUGGAUUCGAGGCUGCUGAAGGACAGCCAGAAGGUAUCCCAAACUAUCAACUUACACCCGAUGGUAUAAGAGCUGGAAGCAGGUUGAAGGGUCUCAAUGCCUCGACAGAUGGAGUCUGGUUACGCAAGAUGCGCUUGCGAGGAUCAAAGGAUCCAGAUCCUCACCUUCAACCGGGCAUAUAUGCUCUUGAACUUUGGCGCCGUAUCGUUGAGGUAUAUUCCAGGACUGCCGUCACGCAGCCUGGAGAUAAACUCAUCGCGCUGUCUGGAAUGGCUCGAUGGAUGUCCAAGGAAAUCGAAGAAUCUCCGAAAGCGGCGGUUGUACAGACCACCGGUUCUGCCGAAAUCAGUGACCAUGGGCUUCCAAAGACUACCCAGUACGUAGCUGGUCUAUGGGCGCUGCACCUUGCAAGUCAGCUCCUGUGGUAUGUCGAGCCAACCUUCCGCCAUGCUGAUAGUACUUUCGAACAUCUCACCAGCGCACCUGAACCCACGAUGUAUCGUGCACCUUCUUUCUCCUGGGCCGCCAUAGAUGCUGAGAAAGGGAAUGGCAUCAAGUAUGGCGAAGUGACUGACCGGGAUCUUCUCAUAAUGGUCGAAGAGGUAUCAGUAACCCCACGAUCGGGAUCUGACGAGUUUGGCAUGCUCGAUCGCGGUGCUUAUAUCGACCUCCAAGCAAAACUGCGCAAAGCAGUCCUCUUCAAGAAACCUCCGGAUCGCUUCGGUUGGCGCUUGAUCGAUCGCGUGAAUAUCGACAAAGAAGAGCAUACCGAUGUGUAUCUGGACUGUCCUACUAGAGAUGGUACUGAUAACGACAACGAAGGGAUCCUAGGCCAUAACGCGGGCAUAUUUGUUGUUCCUGCUGCGUUUACCGACCGAAGGACUUCGCGGGAAUCUAAAUAUCUUACUUGCUUGAUAAUACAGCUCGACGAAAAGCACGAAGCUGGGCCAGUUUUCAAACGAGUCGGCUUGACGAAGUUGAGUCCAUACGGAGACCACAAGGCUCUGUACGAUCGCGAGAUUCUGGAGCCAUACGACAGCGACAUAGGCAUGUUACCGGAAGGGGUGCCUUACGACCGAGCGACAGGUAUGCACCGCAUUCGUCUUAUCUGA